This is a messenger RNA of Cotesia congregata, 1521 nucleotides long. The record is from the annotation of a GenBank genome assembly. NCBI's taxonomy places the organism in Eukaryota, Metazoa, Arthropoda, Insecta, Hymenoptera, Braconidae.
AUGGUAUUAGCCGACCUAGGACGUAAAAUUACGUCCGCAUUACGGUCGCUCAGCAAUGCAACUGUCAUCAAUGAAGAGGUAUUAAAUUCUAUGCUGAAGGAGAUAUGCGCAGCACUAUUAGAAGCUGAUGUAAACAUUCGCCUGGUGAAAAAACUCCGUGAAAAUGUGCGAUCCGUCAUUGACUUUGAUGAUAUGGCGGGUGGGCUUAAUAAACGCCGGAUGAUCCAGAGCGCAGUGUUCAAAGAACUUGUCAAAUUGAUCGAUCCAGGCGUGAAGGCUUACCAGCCAGUGAAAGGUCGUCCAAAUAUUAUUAUGUUCGUUGGAUUACAAGGUGCUGGUAAAACAACGACGUGUACUAAAUUAGCUUAUCAUUAUUUGAAGAAAAAUUGGAAGGCUUGCUUGGUUUGCGCUGACACGUUUCGUGCUGGUGCUUAUGAUCAAAUUAAACAGAAUGCUACUAAAGCUAGAAUACCAUUUUAUGGAAGCUACACAGAAUCAGAUCCAGUAGUAAUAGCACAAGAUGGUGUUGAAAUGUUUAAAAAAGAAGGCUAUGAAAUAAUAAUCGUGGAUACCAGUGGUAGGCAUAAACAAGAAGAGUCUCUAUUUGAGGAAAUGUUGCAAGUGUCAAAUGCAGUUCAACCAGAUAAUAUUAUAUUCGUGAUGGACGCAACGAUAGGUCAGGCUUGUGAGUCGCAAGCUAAGGCUUUUAAAGAUCGCGUUAAUGUAGGUUCGAUUAUUAUCACCAAGUUGGACGGACAUGCUAAGGGUGGUGGAGCUUUAUCAGCUGUUGCAGCUACGCAGAGUCCUGUAAUAUUUAUUGGUACUGGAGAGCACAUAGAUGACUUGGAGCCGUUUAAAACAAAACCUUUUAUCAGUAAAUUGUUGGGAAUGGGUGACAUUGAAGGAUUGAUUGAUAAAGUUAAUGAGUUGAAUCUUGAUGAUAAUGAAGAGCUUUUAGAAAAAAUCAAACAUGGGCAGUUCACUUUACGGGAUAUGUAUGAACAGUUUCAAAAUAUUAUGAAGAUGGGACCUUUUUCACAGAUUUUGGGUAUGAUUCCGGGUUUCAGCCAAGAUUUUAUGUCCAAAGGAACGGAACAAGACUCGAUGGCAAGAUUAAAGCGACUUAUGACAAUAAUGGACAGUAUGAAUGAUGCCGAGUUGGACAACAGAGAUGGAGCUAAAUUAUUCAGCAAACAACCCGGUAGAAUAACGAGGCUAGCUCAUGGAUCUGGUGUCACUGAGAAAGAAGUUAAAGAUUUGAUUACUCAGUACACCAAGUUCGCAGCGGUUGUUAAGAGGAUGGGAGGUAUCAAAGGAUUGUUCAAGGGUGGAGAUAUGUCCAAGAAUGUCAAUCAAACUCAAAUGGCUAAAUUAAAUCAACAAAUGGCUAAAAUGAUGGAUCCACGUGUUCUUCAUCAAAUGGGUGGACUGAACGGUCUUCAAAAUAUGAUGAAACAAAUUCAACAAGGUGCAGCUGGUGGUCUGGGAAAUUUGAUGGGCGGACUAGGAGGUAGACCUUGA